This is a messenger RNA of Lathyrus oleraceus (garden pea), 1335 nucleotides long. RefSeq lists its product as uncharacterized. The coding region runs from base 225 to 923 and encodes 232 amino acids. The transcript has 8 exons. The record is from RefSeq and is a predicted model, not a curated record. NCBI's taxonomy places the organism in Eukaryota, Viridiplantae, Streptophyta, Magnoliopsida, Fabales, Fabaceae.
AUGAAAAUACUAAAUAUCGAAAUUUUACAACAUAAAUAUCUCGAUUUAACAAUGAACAAACAAAACGAAUGAGGUUUUGACAAAAGGGAAAACAAGGAGAGAUUCAGAGAGGUUUUGUAAGUAAUUAAACCGCGAUUUUGAAUUACGGAGAAUAAACGCUAAGAAAGGAAAAGUGGUGCCAAGGGUAUGGUUUCGGGUUGUGUAAUUUCUGUUAUUAUUGCUGAAUGCUAACUUUUUUUUACGAAGAAGAAAUGAAGAAAGAUUCCAGAAACGACGAAUCAGAAGACUCGAAACUUUGGGGAGCGGUUCUAUUCGGCUUAAUUGGCGCCACCGCCACUACUCUCGUCUUCGGUCAGCUACGGAAGACUGCUGAAUGGCUCUCUCUGCUAUCUAGGUCUCAGGCAUGGAAAGGAAAAAGUGGUAGUUCUUAUAGAACAGCUUUUCAGGAAGAGGCUUGGAGAAAACAUAAUAAACGGAUGCAAGAGGAGUAUGAAGAGGAGAUGGAGAGAGUCGAACGAAUAAGGCGAAUGCAAAACGUGUUUAACAGAGAAAGAAAUAAGUACAAAAGAGGCUAUGAAAGUUGGAAGGAACAAGGUCCUAGCCCAUAUCAUCAACAUUUCCAAAGAGAAGAUUGGUAUUGGAAGACUGAUACUUCAUACAAAGACAGGAGGGCUAAUUAUCGAGAAACUCCAAGAGAGAGCAGAAAUUAUGCAUUAUCACAUCACUACUCAGUUUUGGGUCUUGACAGGUUUAGGAAAGCACCAUAUUCAGAUGCUGAAAUUAAGUCAGCAUUUAGGACAAAGGCAAAGGAGUAUCAUCCUGAUCAGAACCAGGAUAAUAAAGAUGUUGCUGAAGCUAAGUUCAAAGAAGUGAUGACUUCAUUCGAGGCCAUAAAACACGAAAGAAAUAACCAAAAGCUGUAAUUGUCAAACUCUGCCCAUCAACCCCAGGACCGGAAAGGAUGUGAGAAUUUGACAAUUAACAGACAUGAGUAUCUCGUCUGAAUUGUACAAAGAAAAUCUGGUAAUAAUAUUAAACUGUAUUCAUUGAGUGGCAAUGCCAUUGCCAUGUUUGAAAGCCGCAGGCAAACAGUCAAGGUUGAGUAUGGAAGCCAUAGACAGAGAUGGACAAUUAAGUGUUGUUUAGAAGAGAUUAUUUUAAGUUUAUUUUAUGAGAUAAACAGUUGUAUAACAUAUGUUCAUAAGCAAUUUUCAAUGUAUUUUUAUAAAUUUCUCAAAAUAGUUCAUAGAAAAAUUAUACAGGGCUUCACUUUCUCUUUGAUUGUAAAAGCAACAUAAAUUUAAGCACUUUUAUGAUUAAUACCAUUUUAUAGAA